ACUCUAUAAAUAAAGUAAGGAACACCAGUGCACUCCAAUCCAGAACUGGCAAGCCCACUGACUGAACACUCAAGGGACAUAUCCUGCGCUGAGAAUAACUAAUUCAAAAGUUUUUGCAGCCUCUAUGACUUUUUACGCAGAUCCAUUUAAAACGUCUAGUGCACUUGCAAUGGACUUCAAGGAGCUGGGAGGCGAGGACAACUGCGAAGGAGAUACAGAGGGAAACGCUGAGGAUUUGAACAAUGUGAAAGUCCUUACCGAAAAACUAAAGUUACAAACCCGCAGACCAUCCUACCUUGAAUGGCAGGAGCGCUUGCAGAGCCGACCGUGGAAGGAGAACCCAAAUUGUUCAGAUAAUAGUCAAGAGACUGCAGAGAAAUAUGUGUUUUUGCCUGAAAUUAUGCGGGAUGAGAACUCAGAUCUAACCAUCCGCAACAUCUGUGGCUUCGAUACCAUUGAUGAUGCGUUGGAUUUUCUUAGAAAAGAGCUGAGGGAGAUGCGGUUCCAGGAUAACCGUCUGGCGCGCCAGCUGAUCCGUCUGCGUGUGGAGAUCCACCGGCUGAAGGUGGAGCAGGUGUGUCACCGCCACAAGGAGAUGCUGGACGACGCCACCUACGAGCUGGAGGAGUGUGGCGAGGAGUCCGACCUGCUCUGUGACAUCCCCAUGAAGGCUGCCUUUGCUCUGUCCACCCCCCUCAAACACCUCGGCCUCACCAAGAUGAACAUCAACUCCCGACGCUUCUCCCUCUGUUGAAACAUAUACCACCCUGCGAGGCUUGAUUUACUGUAUUAAAGCCUCUAUCUAAUCUAUGCAGGGUAAUCGGGGGUUUUCCACUGCACAGGUUUCUGUUAUGACAUGAGAGGGAAGAAGAAUGGCUGGCAGAGCGUGCAGACUGUAAUUAGCCAAGUGGGAGGAAAUGGAAAUGACUCCUCUGAUCCGUGCCCUAGUCCUGACGUGAGAGAGACACAGGCUUCCAUAGUAGAGCCCUGUAGGCGCACGGCAUACACCCAUAGCAAAGCUGCACCUUUCCAAUGCACCUCAGGGAAGGUGCGGACUGAUAGGUCAGAGUAGAUGGACAGGGAAGCUAGUGAUGAGGUGUGGCUCUGGAAUGGAUAUGGUUUGAGUUUGGAUUGCCAUGGUGUCAGAUCAAUUGCACUGUAUUCAGAUAAUUAGUUAUGAUGACCCACUGUAUGUAUCUCUUCAUACAGACACCUUAACACUAGUCACACCCCCAGGGACAUUUGACAGCCCAAUGGGAAGCAUUUCUCUCCCCUCUGCAUUGGCAGAGUCCCAGUCACACUCUCCAGGAAGCUGUAGGUCACAUUCCAGCAUUCUGUCACCUCUUCUUCUGAGACCAAAAAUAGCAAGGACCUCCAUGGGGUCAUGGCUUCCGUGAUAGGACAUUAUUGGAGGCGAUGCCUUAUGUAGUAUUCCAUGCGUUUUAUUGUCCUUUAGAUGAUCCAGAUGUUGUAGACAGACCACAGCCCAAUGUGCUGUCAUUGUGUUUUACAGUAGAUUAUAUGCUUGGCCUACUGCAAUGUUGUCCAAGUAAAAAAACUGUAUCAAAGUUUUAGAUGUAUUUAAAGAUAUUGUUCUCAGGAAGGGAGAGGAGAAACUGAAAGUAUUUUGGGGGGGAAAUUUGAGGGAGUGAAUGUUGAACAGGGUUUAGUGGGUGUUAAUCAAUGUUACAAAAUGUUUGCUGAAUAUACACAAAGCAAAAUGUCGAUUUGUAAGUGCUCUUUAAUGAUUAUGUACUGAUUCUACUCUGCUAAUGCAGGAAUAUCUCAAGGCCAUCCAUUUAAUGUAUGAGGGAAAUGACUAGAGGCUGACUAGAGCGGUUUUCAAGAUGCUUGUUUUUCAAUGUUUUUGUUUAAAUGCACAAAAAAUUGCAACAAACUUGAAAAUACACUUGAGAAAGAAAAUUGUUGUCUGUCUGUCCAUUAAGGUAGGCCGUCGUUGUAAAUGAGAAUUUGUUCUUAACUGACUUACCUAGUUAAAGGUUAAAAAAGUUAGAACAGGGUAAAUGACCGGAGUCGUUACGCGAGACCUCAAUGAGUGCUCAGUCAGCUAUAACCUUUCACCUCCUGAAAUACCUUCAAUGCGCAGUUUCCUCUUUCAACUACAUCAGGCGUUUGUCUCUUAAACAUUCCGUGGUGUAAGCUGAUCCUAUCUCCUAAGGCAGGGUUCCCCAACUGGUUGUUUUAUUUGCGCCCCCAAGUUUUCUGAGCCAUAAAAAAAUACAUUUUUUUCCAUUGUUGCACAUAAACUGUAAAAAAAACAGAUACCUAAUUUACACAGGUAUUCAGGUGCAUCCUGUUUCCAUUGAUCAUCAUUGAGGUGUUUCAAGAACUUGAUUGGAGUCCACCUGUGCGAAAUUCAAUUGAUUGGACAUGAUUUGGAAAGGCACAAACCUGUCUAUAUAAUGUCACACGGUUGAAGGUGCUUGUCAGGGCAAAAGCCAAGCCACGAGGUCGAAGAAAUUGUCCGUAGAUCUCAGAGACUGGAUUGUGUUGAGGCACAGAUCUGGGGAAGUUUAGCAAAACUUUUCUGAAGUAUUGAAGGUCCCCAAGACCACAGUGGCCUCCAUUCUUAAAUGGAAGAAGUUUGGAACCACCAAGACUCUUCCCAGAGCUGACUGCCAGCUAAAUUGAGCAAUCGGGGGAGAAGGGCCUUGAUCAUGGAGGUGACCAAGAACCCGAUGAUCACUCUGACAGAGCUCCAGAGUUCCUCUGUGGAGAUGGGAGAACCUUCCAGUAAGACAAUCAUUUUUGCAGCACUCCACCAAUCAGGCCUUUAUGAUAGAGUGGCCAGACAGAAGCCACUCAGUAAAAGCACUUGACAGCCCGCUUGGAGUUAUCCACUCUCAGACCAUGAGAAACAAGAUUCUCUGGUCUGAUGAAAUCAAGAUGGAACUCUUUGGCCUGAAUUCCAAGUGUAACAUCUGGAGAAAACCUGGCUAUAUGAUCACACCGGUAAUCGAUCUGUUGUUGUAUUACUUGUGAAGCACAGCUGAGUAAGCAUACAAAAAAUACCCUUUUUAUUUUUAUUUAGCACGGAGUGGAAAUAGGAAGAACGCGCAUUUUAUGGCUUAUACAAAUGUUGAAUACAAAGUGUUGACAGUACUGAGUAAGAACUUUAAACAUGAACUAACUCAUAAAAACAGCAUCUCUUUGUUGCAUUCAUU
Molecule: messenger RNA, 3185 nt
Organism: Oncorhynchus nerka (sockeye salmon)
Lineage: Eukaryota; Metazoa; Chordata; Actinopteri; Salmoniformes; Salmonidae
Product: protein FAM167A-like
Exons: 2
Coding region: 125-754 (209 amino acids)
Source: RefSeq, a predicted model, not a curated record